This is a messenger RNA of Ctenocephalides felis (cat flea), 1464 nucleotides long. RefSeq lists its product as uncharacterized. The record is from RefSeq and is a predicted model, not a curated record. Gene Ontology annotation, cellular component: MICOS complex. NCBI's taxonomy places the organism in Eukaryota, Metazoa, Arthropoda, Insecta, Siphonaptera, Pulicidae. The transcript is spliced from 6 exons. The coding region runs from base 39 to 890 and encodes 283 amino acids. Gene Ontology annotation, biological process: cristae formation.
UCGAACCUAAGCGAUCGAAAUCGCUUCAGAAAACAUAGAUGUCAUCGAAUACGAGUUAUGUAAAACGCAUUCUGCCAAAUGUAGUAAUUCUACAGAUUAUUCCAAUAACAAAACUCAAAAAAAUCGUAACGAUGAGGUUCACUCAUUUAUCUGCUAAGGUGCUGAAAGCAAUGCUCAUUCCGGGGGCCACUUUUUGUGCAGUUCCACUGAUGGUCAAUCGCGAAGUAUGCCAAGGUUCAUGCAAUUGCCCCAAACUCUGUCGACCAUCAGAAUUACCAAUUUAUGGAAACACAGAUUGUUGUAAAUGUGCUCAAGAUGAGUGCCCACCUGACUCUGAGAGGAGCAAAUUAAUAACAGAAGAGCCAAGCAUACUUGAAAGAAGCAUAAGAAACUUACGGGAAGGCUUUACUGACAUAUAUGGAAAAUUCCAACAACAGAAAGGUGUCCUUGAUGACAAAAUCAAUGAAGGAACACAAAGUGUAAAAUGUUUUGUAGUAUAUCUUCGUGAGGAAGCUAGUGACACACAUCGUUUAGGAGCUAUAGCAAUGGGAGGUGUUGCUGGAUUCAUCUUAGCUUUGAGGGGAGGAUUAUUUAGAAAGUUUAUUUAUACUUCUGCGGGUGCAGGAGGAAUGUAUUAUAUUUGUUAUCCAAAUGAUGCAGAGAGACAAGCUGAGGAAGGCUUAGCUUUAACUAAACAAUAUGUAAAAAUUGCUUACAAUUUUAUGUAUGGAGUCAAACCUGGGGAUGAACCCGUGCCUUUGCCCACUCUGCCCAAACUUCCCACAAAUUUAAAUGAAACUUUUGAAUUUGCUGGGAAUUUGGUAAUUAAGGUGAAAGAAGCUUUGCUUCCAGACUCUAAAGAAGAAACAGCUGCUAAAGAAGAAAAAUAAUUUAAGAAUUAUAGCAGAAGUAUUUAUAUAAAUUCAUGUGAAAAUCUGUCUCUGGCAUGGUCAUAAUUAAUCAUUUAUUUGCAUGAUUGGAUGUUACUCCAUAAACCGAUGACACUGAUACUAAAUUAAGUCAUCUUUUAUUUUUAAUUUUCAGAAAACUUGCUCAUAAUUUUUUUACAUUAGUUUUCAAUUUGUAAACCAUUUAUUGUGUGCAAACAAAUUAAAUUAAAAUGAUGAAAUUAUAGAAAAGGAACAAUCUUCUGAAGAUUCAGAACUUGAAGAUAAUUAUCCUAUUUGCCCCGCUCCUGUCCGAGAACCCAUCACUAUACCACCAGAAUGCUAUGAGAAAUGUGACGAUUCAGAUAGCUGUUAUUACAUACCCCCUCCUGACAAAUAGCAUCCCUCCAUUUUGAACAUUUUGGAUUUUUCUCAUUUAUUUAGACAGAAUAUUAGAAAAUAACUUGACAGAUGUCAUUGCGCACACUAAAAUUAUAGUUGAUUUAUUUAUUACAACCUUCUAAAACUGUUCAAUAUUUUAAUGACAUGUAAUUAAUUAAAAUACAUUAACAUUCAU